Calidris pugnax (ruff) is the source of this 4351-nucleotide messenger RNA. It is a transcript of the gene PAPSS2, whose product is annotated as 3'-phosphoadenosine 5'-phosphosulfate synthase 2. Bases 67 to 1917 code for a protein of 616 amino acids. Lineage: Eukaryota; Metazoa; Chordata; Aves; Charadriiformes; Scolopacidae. Gene Ontology annotation, molecular function: sulfate adenylyltransferase (ATP) activity; adenylylsulfate kinase activity; ATP binding. The transcript has 13 exons. Gene Ontology annotation, biological process: 3'-phosphoadenosine 5'-phosphosulfate biosynthetic process; sulfate assimilation. The record is from RefSeq and is a predicted model, not a curated record.
GCCGCGCUACGUGUGGCGGGCGCCCUUAUAGCCGCGGCCCGGCCCGGCCCCGCACCAGCCGUCACCAUGUCGAGCCGGCAGCAGACGGAAUCAACCAAUGUGGUGUACCAAGCCCAUCAUGUCAGCAGGAGCAAGAGAGGACAAGUUGUCGGUACCAGGGGUGGAUUCCGAGGCUGCACGGUUUGGCUAACAGGCCUUUCUGGAGCUGGCAAGACAACCAUUGGCUUUGCUUUGGAAGAGUACUUGGUCUCUCAUGGCAUCCCUUGCUAUUCCCUGGAUGGUGAUAAUGUUCGGCAUGGCUUGAAUAAAAACCUGGGUUUCUCUGCUGCGGACCGCGAGGAGAACAUCCGCCGCAUCGCAGAGGUGGCCAGGCUGUUUGCUGACGCUGGGCUUGUCUGCAUAACUAGUUUCAUUUCUCCUUUUGCAAAGGAUCGUCAAAAUGCACGGAAAAUUCAUGAGGCAGCUGGACUUCCUUUCUUUGAAAUCUUUGUAGAUGCUCCUCUAAAUAUUUGUGAAAGCAGAGAUGUGAAGGGCCUGUACAAAAAGGCAAGAGCUGGAGAGAUCAAAGGAUUCACGGGGAUUGACUCAGAGUACGAGAAGCCCGAGUCUCCUGAGCUAGUGUUGAAAACGAAUGUUGCGUCAGUGUCUGAAUGCAUUCAGCAGGUUGUGGAGCUCCUCCAAACACAAAACAUUGUGCCCUAUAGCUCAACUAAGGAUGUUCUUGAGUUGUUUGUACCUGAAAAUAAAUACCAGAGUGUCCGAGCUGAAGCAGAGAUGCUGCCAUCCGUAGAGAUCACUAAGCUGGAUCUGCAGUGGGUGCAGGUGCUGAGCGAAGGCUGGGCCUCUCCGCUGACCGGCUUCAUGCGCGAGGCAGAGUACUUGCAAGCGAUCCAUUUUGGCACCCUGCUGAAUGGAAGGAAUCACUCUCUAGCUGACGGCGUUGUCAACCUGAGCAUCCCCAUCGUGCUGCCUGUAUCCACGGAGGACAAGGAGCGGCUGGAGGGCCACGAGGCGCUGGCGCUCAGCUACGAGGGCCGGAGGGUGGCCAUCCUGAAGAACCCCGAGUACUUCGAGCACAGGAAGGAGGAGCGCUGCGCCCGGGUCUGGGGCACCACCUGCGCCAAGCACCCGCACGUCAAAAUGGUGAUGGAGAGUGGAGACUGGCUGGUUGGUGGAGACCUCCUCGUGCUGGAGAAGAUCAAAUGGAAUGAUGGGUUGGACCAGUACCGCCUGACACCUCUCGCUCUCAAGCAGAAGUUCAGAGAAAUGAAUGCUGAUGCUAUCUUUGCAUUUCAGCUGCGCAACCCUGUCCACAACGGGCACGCCCUGCUCAUGCAGGACACACGGCGCCAGCUUUUGGAGAGGGGUUACAAAAACCCCGUGCUUCUCCUGCACCCCCUGGGAGGAUGGACCAAAGAUGAUGAUGUCCCGCUGGAGUGGCGGAUGAAACAGCACGCAGCAGUGCUGGAGGAGCAAGUCCUGGACCCGAAAUCAACCAUCGUUGCAAUCUUCCCCUCUCCCAUGCUCUACGCUGGCCCCACAGAGGUCCAGUGGCACUGCCGAGCUCGCAUGAUUGCUGGGGCCAAUUUCUACAUUGUGGGGCGCGACCCUGCGGGCAUGCCUCACCCCGAGACCAAGAAAGACCUGUAUGAACCCACGCAGGGAGGGAAAGUCCUCAGCAUGGCGCCAGGCCUCACCUCGGUGGAAAUCAUCCCCUUCCGUGUGGCUGCUUACAAUAAACUGAAAAAAGCCAUGGAUUUUUAUGACCCAAAAAGGCACGAUGACUUUGACUUCAUCUCGGGAACACGCAUGAGGAAGCUUGCUCGGGAAGGUGAAAACCCACCAGAUGGCUUCAUGGCCCCCAAAGCCUGGAAAGUCCUGACUGAGUAUUACCAGUCCCUGGAAAAGAAGAAUUAACACUACUCCUCCUCCCUAGAAAUACUUGUAUUAAGAGUGAGCAAUGAUUGAUUGAUUCCCUAUGACACAGAUCAGUUAUUUGGCAUUUCCAAUGCUCUGACUGUAGGAUUUUUCUACCUGGGUCAGAGUGUUUUUUACUAAUCAGAAAUACUUUGAGCCUGGUCCUUCUCCCCUUGCUGCUGGGAGUGUCCUCAUGGAGCUGGGAGGGGAGGGCACUAAGGCAGUAAGCCCUUCGUUCCCAGCUGAGCACGGCUGUAGGAAGCCCGGUGUGGCCUCCGGGUAGGCCAGCUGGAUCAUUUUGGUGCUGUCAGGGCUGCGCUGCAGCCCCCGGUGCAGAGCUGGGACCUCAGCACUGGGACAAAAAUAGGAUAAAAAUUAAGAAGUGCCUUUCUGCUGCCCCUGGCCCGGCGCUGCCUGAAGAGACAGGAGCAGCUGCUGAAGCAAGGAGUGGUCGCUGCUGACAGAGUGGGAGAGGGAAACAAGCACUCGAUGCUGGGAUCCAGUCUCUGCCCUCCAGGUUGUGCCUUAGACAAUUUAUUGCUAACAAACAGUGGGAUUUUUUAAUGCCCUUUUUUUAAAAGGAGUUUUUAAAAAUUUUUUAAAUCAGCCUUGACCAUCACCAGUUCCUCGUGGCAAAGUUGAUUUUUUACUGUUCUUCCUUGCUUCCUCCUGCUUGACCUCUCUGGUCAAAACAAAGAAUGAGGUUUGGGCUGAGCAUCACGGCUGCUCCCAGUUCAGCUUUCCACGAGGACCCGGCCGUGACGAUCCCAGCUCAGGGCCGGCUGGGAGCACUGGUGGGGGAACCUGUCUGGGGAGGCACUCUAAAGCCCAGAGAUCUCCAAGGUAGCCUAGGGCAACAAGCAAAAACUAGGGAUGCUGCUUUCAUGGGUGUCCUCCUGCCUGGCAGGAUUGGAGACACAACCCCCCUCUGCCCAUGCUCUUCCCAUCCAAAAGGCAAAUUAAAGGCAAAAUAUCAAACUGGCAGUGUGAGGAGGACCUGAGUGGCUGCGCCCCAUGAAUCAGGCGAGAGGUGGCUCAAGCGCUUGCCCUCAUCUGUACCCUUAGCCCUGCGUGGGCACGGGUGCCCUGAUUUUACUUUGUGUCUGGUACCUGAUUUUACUCUGUGUGUGUGGGAUGGUGAUGCUGGCUCCAGCUGGCGGAUGGCAGAGAAGUCUGUCCUUCCUCCCCGUGCGGUGUGCUGCUGUGCGAGGGGUGAUGGGGCUGAGCUGGGAGCCGUGGCUGGUGCUGCUCCCACCUCUGGCUGGUGGAAAGUUACUGCAGAUCUUUUUUUCUUCCCCCACCCCAUUGAGAUGGACUUUGCUGGUGUGCAUGAGGUUUUUCCGCUGACUGGCAGCUCUCACGGUGACCUUGGCUGGGGCUGAGCUGCCUGACUCAACGCUGGAGCUUUAUCUGGCCCUGUCUGUGUCUCGCCCCACCUCACUGGGGCAUGUCCUGGUGGUGGCUGAGCUUGGAGCACAGCCCUGCGCAGCUGGAAGCCCCACUGUGCUGCCCACGGCGCUCGGUGUGAGGCUUUCAUGGGCAGAAACAAUUAUGCACUAUCAUGGCAGUCUGAAUUGAUGAUUUUUGUACUCAUCCUUUUUAGUAGACACCCCAGGACCAGUCAGAAUGUGUUUCAAACACAACGGAAAUAGCGUUCUCCUCCUCUUCUACUUCAGAUUUAAUUGUGAACAGAUCUGCGCCCCGUAACAACAAUCCUGCUUCUGCUUGUAGCUCAGGACCGAGAGACACACCGCAAGCUACACCCUGCUUUGUGGUGGCCAUGGUACAGCGUCCAAGACUAUGGAUGCCAUUGGGAAUACUUUUGAGAAAAAAAAAAAAACAACUUUUCAUUUAUCAACUGUUUUGGGUUGGGGCUUUUUUCCCAAUUUUUUUUUUAUUUUUUUUUUUAAAGUAUUUGGAGCAAGGAGCCCAAAGCUGUGUUAUACCUCCAGAAAAAUGCUGCAACACCCCUGGCAGUAGCUGGAUGCACACUUGUACCUGUGCCUUUUACACUCAGACCCUCUGGCAGGGACCUGGAAGACAAAAGCAAUACUCCCAUUUCUGAUUGCAAUAUUUGUAAAUUUUAAGUAGUGAAAUAGUGCUGUUGCCACUCAUCUUAGAAUAAUCAAAUGGUUGAAAAAGAAACCACCUGCAGUAAAUCCAAAUGGUUACAGCAAAACACAAAUGCUGUGUUACCCUUUAAAAAUAGCAUAGUGUGCUGAUUACCUCUGAUUAAACCGGGGUAUGUGGACCAGGGGUUUUUUAUAGUGUAUUUAUUAAAUAAGACAUGAGACUGGAAUUUGUACCUCAACUGAUGCAUCUCAUGAUUGAAUAUAUUCUCAACUUGAUACAUCUCAUGAUUGAAUAUAUUCUCAACUUGAUACUCUGCUACAAUACAAUCACUUUUACUACAAAUAAAUAUUUAUACAUGUAA